GUAGGAUCAAUAAAUAAAAUCAGAUCAUCCAACCAGAGUUGUAAAUUGUUACAAUUGGAAUUUAUUCCUACCAGAAAUAAUUUAACUGUAGGGCAAGAUGCAAAGCACAACUAUAGUUAAAUGAAAUAUGGAUCUUGCCCAAUUAAGAAUUUUAUUUAAAAGAAUCCACCGAACCAAGAGUUGUAAUAACGAUUGCAAUUGGAAUGAAUUCCUACCUAAAUAACUUGACUGUAGGGCAAGAUGCAAAGCACAACUAUAGUUAAGUAAAAUAUGGAUCUUGGCCCGCUAGGGUAUUCUUCAAAUAGAGACCCCAAGUCAAUAGGUUCCGUAUCUGAGGAAAGAUAUGUGCUCGAAAAACCCAUUCCUCCUGCCUCUCCCGCUAACGCCCCGAAAGCGGUUAAAGAUGCCUACGAGAAACACGUUAAGGAUGAUAACCAGGUUAGCUGUGUCAUGCUGGAAACCAUGGUAACCGAGCUGCAAAAACAGCACGAGGACAUGAAGGCCCACGAGAUGAUCGUGGCCUUGCGGCAGCUAUACCAGGGGCAAUCCAGGCAUGAACGUUUUCUUGUGAGUAAGGCUCUCUUUAGUUGCAAGCUCUCUUCAGGGAACUCGGUCGGUCCGCACGUUCUCAAAAUGAUUGGUUACAUAACCAAUCUAGAGAAAAUCGGGUUCUCCUUGCAGAAGGAGCUGGAAACGGACCUGAUCCUGCAGUUGCUCCCUAAGCUGUAUAAGGGUUUUGUCAUGAACUACAUGAUGCAUGAUCUUGACAAACCCCUUCCGGAGCUUCUUAAAAUGCUCCAGACUGCAGAGGAGAACCUUACUAAGGGCAAGGGUGUUGAAACACGGGCUUGUCACGUUUUCGUACUAAAGCCGUGUUCGUUUUUGUAACAGGCCACUGGAGAAGAAACUGCAAGACAUACCUCGCAACUAAGAAGAAGGAAGGUACGACCAUUUCUUCUGAGGUGUAUGUUAUAGAAGUUAACAUGUCUAUAUCUUCAUCAUGGGUACUAGAUACUGGAUGUGGGUCUCAUAUCUGUACUACCAUGCAGGG
This is a messenger RNA of Cuscuta campestris, 1051 nucleotides long. The record is from the annotation of a GenBank genome assembly. NCBI's taxonomy places the organism in Eukaryota, Viridiplantae, Streptophyta, Magnoliopsida, Solanales, Convolvulaceae.